UAGUAUUUAAUUUGCAUCAAAGUGAAGUCUAGAUGAAAGAAAUUAAUGAUGGGAGUAGUUAGUUUGGAAGUGAUGUUGAAGCAAGAGAAUAUAAUGUGUUAUAUAUGUCUUAGGCUUGAAAAAACAACAUACGAUGAUGUCUUUCUUUCAGUCUAUGUUGCGAAGGUCUCUUCCUAGCUCCCAUAUUGAAGUAGAAGCAAAGAAAAGAUCACCAAACCAACCAAUUAUGAUCCUCAAAUAUGGCACUCCAAAAUUGUUGUGACACAUGAACCAUGGAGAUGGAACCCCAACACGAUUUCACCUCCACCGUCGACACGUCUCGCCCCUUCACCUCCGUCAAAGAAGCCGUCGCCAUAUUCGGCGAGCGCCUCCUCCUCGGAGAGAUCUACUCGCCCAAGCCCUUCUCACCGGACAUGUACACUCCAACAACAAAGCGAGAACCGUCGUGGAGGCUCUCACCGCCGCCGGAGAACAGCAACAACGACCACCUCGUUGACGUGAUAAAGAAGCUGGAGGCGGAGCUUGAGCAAACGAAGAUGGAGCUGAAGCUGCUCAAGGAAAGAGGGAGCGAAACGGAGGUGGCGUUGGCCACGCUCAACGCGGAGCUUCACAAGAACAUGUCGAAGCUCGCUCAGGCCGAGGCUGCCGCCGCGGGGAAGGCGGCGGCGGCGACGACCAAGACGGUGAGGUUUGAGAUGGUAGAAGAUGAGAAGAAAAAGGAAGAGGUGGUGAGUGUGGGUGACAAUGACAUACUUAGUCUUGGUGAAAACGACCAUCUUUUUGGAGGGAAAGAGAAGAAGGGAAGGAAACACAAACAGAAACCAAUCAUCCCUCUCGUCGGAGAUUUCUUUUUCAAGAGAAAAUCAUCUUCCACUACCCAUCACCAUAAUCCUCUUUAUGCUUCUCCUUUUUAAUCUUUAAUAUCUGCAUGCUUCAACACUCCAAAUUCUAUGUGUGUUUUUUUUUCUGGCCUUGGUUUGUUUGUAAAAGUUAAGGAAAGUUUUUAUGUAUCUACGUAAAUUUAAUAGUUCUGACACCAAAUUCUGAUAUAAUAUGUUUUCUUACA
Messenger RNA from Cajanus cajan (pigeon pea), 1066 nucleotides. Its product is annotated as WEB family protein. The record is from RefSeq and is a predicted model, not a curated record. NCBI's taxonomy places the organism in Eukaryota, Viridiplantae, Streptophyta, Magnoliopsida, Fabales, Fabaceae.